AUGGAAUGGAAACAAAAAAUAUACCGCCAAUUACAAGAACGUAAUAAACAAGAACGCGAUGUUUAUGCAGAAAUAGUCAAACAUUAUAAUCGUCUGAUUGAAAAUUAUUCAACGCUAUUAAUUCGAUGUACAGAUCAAGAACGAGAUAUAUUAGCACUACGUCAAGAAAAUUCUGACUUGCAAAAGAACAGUGUUAGUUUGGGUAGCCUUCCUGUUAAUGAUAAAAUUAGAACAUUAGAACAUGAUUAUAUGAAAGCAAAAGAUGAAAUACUCACAUUGUUACGAGAACGAGGCGAUAUGACUAAAGAAGUAAUUAGUCUUAGUCGUAUUGUUAAAGAAAGAGAUGAAAAACUAUACGCGGAAGAAAAUAAAAAUCAAACCUUAACGAAAGAAAAUACAGCAGUAAAACAACGACUUGAAUCAGCUGAAGAUAAAUUAAACGCUUUACAGAGAGUUAACGAAACAAUACAUGAUGAAUUUCAAGCAUUGCAACUAGCCUAUACACAAAUGGAAGAACGUCAAAAAGAAUCCGACGCAACCGUUGCUGUUUUACGUCGAGAAAUGACAGCAAAAAUUGAGAAAAAAUGUGAUGCAUACGAUCAAGAAGUUAUAGCGCAUGAUAAAAAACUUGAAGAAGAUAUUAAGAAAAAGCUUGACGAAGCCAGAAAUGAUAUUAUGGUGACGACACAAUUGAAGUUGAGUUCAUCAGCAGUAUCAUUCAAAAGUGCAAAUAUGGAUGGAAAAAUACAUCUAACACCGGCCAUCGAUUCCAUAAAAGUUAUAGUACCAACGAAAGCAAUAGUCAAAUGGGACUGUGGUGAUAAUGAAUUACAUGCUAUUCAAUUUCAUCCAUCUGGAUCAUUAAUUGCCAGUGGUGGUAGCGAUAGAAAAAUUCAUAUUUGGGAAUUCAAUUCUUCCAAUUAUCACGUUCAACAAGUUUAUACUCUCGCUGGAAAUAAUUCAACAGUGACUGCUAUUGAUUUUGAUAAUGAAAAUGCCAAUCUAAUUCUUGGAUGUUCAGAAGAUUUUGCGUGCCGUGUAUGGGGCCUUACUGAUCAACGCUUACGACAUACAUUAACCGGUCAUGGUGCAAAAGUAUUUUGUGCUAAAUUUGUUACUGCAACUUUAAUUGCGUCCGGUAGUCAAGAUCGAACAUUAAAACUAUGGGAUCUACAAAAUCGUCAAUGUGUAAGAACUUUAUUUGCUGGCUCGAAAUGUCAUGAUUUAGUUGCGCAUGAUGCAUCUGGAAGUUUAAUUAGUGGUCAUUUUGAUAAGAAGAUUCGUUUUUGGGAUGCUCGAAACGAUUCAACUAAAUGUGAAUUACAAUUACAAGCAGCAGUAACUUCGCUAUCAAUUAAUCGAGAAAAACAAUUGCUGUUAGCUUGCUCCCGUGAUGAUACUCUUAAGUUAAUUGAACUCAGGGAAAAUCGAGUCAUUCAAACAUACAGCCAUGAAGAUUUCAAAGUGGCAUCAGACACAGUCAAAGCUGUUCUUUCACCUGAUUGUAAGUAUGCAUGCGCCGGUGGUAGUGAUGGAUCCGUAUUUAUUUGGAAUAUAGCAACUGGCAAAAUUGAAAGAGUUCUCAAUAAAGAACAUUCGACUAUCAUCAACGCAGUUGCUUGGCAUCCAGAAGGACGAUUUAUUGCUUCUUGCGAAAAACAAAGACGGGCGAUAAUCUGGGGAGAAUAA
This is a messenger RNA of Rotaria socialis, 1689 nucleotides long. NCBI's taxonomy places the organism in Eukaryota, Metazoa, Rotifera, Eurotatoria, Philodinida, Philodinidae. The record is from the annotation of a GenBank genome assembly.